AGGGCCCUUCUUUCACAACACUCAAGAGAAGGAUAAAUAGCGGAAUAAAGCAAAGCCGCAGCCCUUGGAACACUGCAAACUCUUCUUAGCCAACUUAGCCAUGAGGAGGAUAUUGCCUGCCCUCUGCCUCUGUCUGAUGGUGGUCUGGCUUCGAGCUGCUGCACAGCCUCAUCCCCACCGGGACCAUGGCCAUAGAAGCCUCAGAGAUUGGCCUCCCCAGGAUAGUCAGGACCCAAAAGAACUCCUACCGUACCACCAGGUGGCCACCAGCAAUGCUGACUUUGCCUUCCGCCUGUACAAGCAACUGAUUUCAGAAAGGCCAGACAAAAACAUCCUCCUCUCUCCGCUGAGCAUCUCCACCACACUGGCCAUGCUGUCUCUGGGGGCCCGGUCCACCACCCUGACUCAAAUCCUGGAGGGUCUCCGCUUCAACCUCACCCAGAUCUCAGAGAGGGAGAUCCAUGAGGGUUUCCGGCACAUUCUCCGCAAGAUCAACCUGCACGACCACAACUUCAAAACACACCUUGGAAAUUCUCUCUUUCUGGAUGAACGACUGACGCCUAUGGAGGAGUUCCUGGAAGGCAUCAAGGAGCUGUAUGCUGCCGAGGCUUUCCUGACCGACUUCCAGGAUGCAGCCGGAGCAGAAAAGCAGAUCAAUGAUCACGUGAGAAAAGAAACCCAUGGGAAGAUUGUCGACUUGGUACGAGGGCUCGAGAGAAACAGUGCGAUGUUGCUAGUGAAUUAUAUUUAUUUCAAAGCUAAGUGGCAGAAGGCUUUUGAUGUCAAACAAACAACAGAACAAGACUUUUUUGUGAACGAGAAGACCGUCGUUCGCAUCCCUAUGAUGAAACAGAAGGAUGUGUAUCACUACUAUUUCUAUGAUAAGUGGUUAUCUUGUUCUGUGCUGAGAAUGGAUUACAAAGGAAAUGCUUCAGCAUUUUUUAUUCUUCCCGAUGUAGGGAAGAUGAGGGAGGUGGAGGACUCUUUGCAGGCAGAGAUGCUGAUGAGAUGGGACAGAUCCUUCAAACGAAGUUCCUGGUUUUCCAGAAAGCUUGAAUUAUAUUUUCCCAAGUUUUCCAUUUCCGGACAAUAUGAACUAGAGAAGAUCCUUCCACACCUGGGCCUCCAGGACUUGUUCACAGAGGAGGCUGAUUUCUCCGGCAUCACCGAGCAGAGCAGGCUGAGAGUUUCCAAAGGUGUUCACAAAGCCGUGCUGGAUAUCGGAGAGGAGGGAACUGAGGCAUCGGCGGCCACCAGUACUGGGACUGUAUUCCUUUCAGCUCCUAAGAUAACUCGGACUGUUUUGUUCAACCGGCCUUUCCUGGUGGCAAUCGUUUCUACAGACACCCAAAGCCUCCUCUUUCUGGGGAAGGUUGUCAACCCCAAAGACCAGUAAUGUGCCUGAGGAGCUCUGUGGCACACAAUGGAUUGGUCAUAGAUUUUGGUUCAAAGAUUCUCAGUUGCUUUGUCUCUGGGGGUUGGUGGCAGGGUAGCUGGGUGGGGAGGAAAGGAGAGGAGGAGGGAGAGAGUAGGGGGAGCUCAAUGCAGCUGGAAGAGCAGCAGAAGAUGAAGGAACAGGCCUCAGUUGCUCCAUAGUUAGCUUACAUGUCCUCCUCACCUCUGGUUUCCCCACAUUCACAGAAGCGUAUGAUGGGGUGCGAUUGGGGCACAGCUAGACCCAUUCACUUUCCCAGAGACCCAAAGCCAUCUGAGCAACUCCACUUCAAGACCCAGAUCCAUGCCGGCCUCUGACUUGGCCUGGAGAUCCUGGGGAAGCCUCUUGGCUUGUCCAAGCCUCAGUCCAAGGGAAAUGAAGAUCUUUGGUGUGCUUGGAAUCAACGGGAGAAGAGACUGAUUGAUCGCUGUCUUGGGGAGGCCCUUUUCCUGCAUAAAAUGCUUGCAGCCACAAGAAUUUGGUGAUUGCGGAGGGCUUUCAUGAGUGAUGCAAUAAAUUACCAUGAUGGAGUAAAA
This is a messenger RNA of Tachyglossus aculeatus (Australian echidna), 1971 nucleotides long. RefSeq names its product kallistatin-like. Gene Ontology annotation, molecular function: serine-type endopeptidase inhibitor activity. The transcript is spliced from 5 exons. Lineage: Eukaryota; Metazoa; Chordata; Mammalia; Monotremata; Tachyglossidae. Bases 101 to 1396 code for a protein of 431 amino acids. Gene Ontology annotation, biological process: negative regulation of endopeptidase activity. The record is from RefSeq and is a predicted model, not a curated record.